Messenger RNA from Trichoderma citrinoviride, 2813 nucleotides. RefSeq lists its product as hypothetical. Lineage: Eukaryota; Fungi; Ascomycota; Sordariomycetes; Hypocreales; Hypocreaceae. Bases 36 to 2726 code for a protein of 896 amino acids. The record is from RefSeq and is a predicted model, not a curated record. The transcript is spliced from 4 exons. Gene Ontology annotation, cellular component: cytoplasm; nucleus. Gene Ontology annotation, molecular function: ubiquitin binding.
CCCAAUCUCACAUCCCUAAUCAGCUAUUCCCAUCCAUGUCUGAGGUCAUCUCACGGCCCUCUGCCUCCCGCGGCAGGGGCUCUGGCCGAGGCGGCAGAGGGGGUUUCGCCGGUCGAGGCGGCCGCAGAGCCAACGGCGACAAGACGGAUCACAAGACCGCCGACGACAACUUGGGCACCUUUGAGGACGAGGGCGAGUUUGCCGAGCUUCGAAAGCAGUAUGGCGACAAGACGGGCGUCAUUCGCGAGAUGUUCCCCGACUGGUCCGAGGCCGAUGUCCUCUACGCUCUCAAGGAGACGAACGGUGAUGAGACUGAGGCCGUGACACGAAUCGCCGAUGGUACAAUCUCGCAGUGGGGCGAAGUCUCCAAGACGAAGAAGACCGCUCGCACCAAGGCCAAGGACGCAUCCUCCGCACCCGUCGUCACGGACUUCGCUGCCGAGGGAACUCGUGGUGGUCGCGGCAGAGCCACGGAGAGGGGGGGUCGUAGCGGACGUGCUAGGGCAGCCCAUCCCACCAACGGAUCCCGAACCAAGGAAAACCAGCAGCUGUCUGUGCCGACCGAAGAAUCUCCCGCGUACAAAGACGACAAGGCCAACGGCGUCGAGGAGAAGCCCGCAGUUUCGGAAAAGCCCGUUCUCGCCGAGUCUCUGAACAAGCCCGCCGCUCCUCAAGUCAAGACCUGGGCCAGCAUGCUCCGACAGUCCACAGCUCCCAAGGUUGUGCCCGCGCUUCCCAAGGAAGCUCCUGCUCCCAAGCCCGCCGAACCCGUCGAACCCGAACCCGUCCCUGAAACCGCCGCCGCUCCUGUUGAACCCGAACCUGCCAAACCCGAGGCUGAGGCCGAAGCAGAGUCCACUCCCGUUGCUGAGCAGGCAACUCCUGUCGCUCCCCCCGCCGCCACCGAACCAGCUGCCGAGAUCAAGCCCACCCCAGACGAACUCACCGAGACCAACCUGGAGCAGGUUGUUGACGUCUCUGCACCGCCCCCGACCGAUACCGCUGCGAGCACGGCUGCUGGCUCUUGGGACCCCCGACAGAGCCCUCCUCCCACCAACGCUACUCCUCUUUCCGCCGCUCAACAGCAGCAGCAGACUCAGAGAGCCGCUACUAGCGGCUUUGCUGCUACCGCUCUGAAGGCCACCACCGAGAGAGCUGCACCUCGCACUCCGAGCUUCCAGCGACGCGUCCUCGACCAGGAAGAGGCCGUGCGCAUGCCCGGUAACCGGGAGGUGGACCGCGCUGCUGUGCAGUUUGGUGCCUUCAACCUCGAUGACGACGAAGAUAUCGAUGGCGAGCGCGAGGAGCCCGAGACCCGAGCUCAGCCCCCCGCCGACUCUCCUGUUGCCGUUCCCCGAACCUCUCUCCCUCCGGCUACCCAGCCUGUUGCUAUGCCGGAGACCUUUGCUCCUAAACCUACGACUGCUCCUCCUCCUGGAAUGACACCUAACGCUGCUCAACAGCCUAUUCCCAACACUCAACAGUUCGGUCGAUUCGGCCAGAGCGGUCCCCACGAGCUCUCGGCGACUCAGCAGAAGCCUUUGGAUCCGUUCAACCAGGGAGCCACUCCCGCGUCUCAGCCGCCGUUUGAUAACUUUGCGGCUCAAACUUCCCAGCCGCCCGCACAGCAGCCCGGUGCCGCUUUCAGCUCCGCACCCAGCGACUACUCAGCCUACUAUACCGCAAACCAGCAAGACCGAAACCCAUACGCCUUUUACGGCCAGCACUUUGGUCAGCAGGGAGCACACGCCCAGCCAGAGGGCGUCCCCUCGCAACAAAGGGGCUUUGGAGGCUACAACGCGUCUCAGAGCGAUAACCUCAGCCAGUAUCCCCAGAGCGGCACUGGCCACAACCAGCCCAGGUUCGGCGGCAGCACCGACAACCAGAACAGCGGCCACUCCACGCCCAACCCCGUGACCCAGGCUCAGCAGCAACAGCCUCAGCAGCAGGGAGGCCCCGGCUCGCAGCCUCAGGCCCACGGCCAAUACCCCGGGUACAACCACCCGUACUACAGCAACCCCUACUACCACCAGUACUACUCGGGUUACGGACAGGGAGGAUUCGGUCCGUACGGCAAGGGUGCCAUCUAUGGACAGCCUUACGGCGUCUCUCCCAACGCCCCGUAUGACCACACGUCGUCCCCUGGAACCUUUGGCCCGUCGUCCCUCCACAGGGACAGCCCUCUUGGCUCCGGUCUUGGCGACUAUGGCCGCGCCGGCUCAGCCCAGGCUGCCAGCCAGCCUGGCCUGGGAGGCAGCACCUUUGGCAGCAUGAACGACAGCUUCUCCCGCGGCGCUUCAUCGUUCCAGUCCCAGGGACAGUCCUUUAGCAGCCAGACACAGCCGAGUGCCGGAUCUUCGGGUGACGAGCUGAAGCCGUUCGGCGAGACCAAGACGUCCUCGGGCCCCUCGCCCUCACUCGGCGCACCCCGGCCCGGCUCCGCCACGAACACAGCUCCCGGACAGAGCGGCAGCCUGCCACCUCCCCAGACGUCCCAGAUGGGCGGCGGCUAUGGUGGCUACCCCAGCCACCUGCAGGGCCACGGCCUCCACGGCAGCGGCGGCUACGGCAUGGGCGCCGGUGCCGCCGGCAACCAGCACAGCACCCCCUACGGCUCGUACGGCCAGGGCGGUUUCGGCAGCGGAGGCUACUACAGCACCGCACAGCAGCAGCAGCAAGGCCAACAGCAGCAGCAACGCGGCGGCUGGGGCGGAAACUACCAUUAGUGGGGUAGAAACCGUGAAGGAAAACGACGAGGGCGAUAUCGCCGCGAGCGGGACGGGAUGGCGCUCGUCUUGAAUUCCAGGUUCGCG